Talaromyces rugulosus is the source of this 933-nucleotide messenger RNA. RefSeq lists its product as uncharacterized. The coding region runs from base 1 to 933 and encodes 310 amino acids. The transcript has a single exon. The record is from RefSeq and is a predicted model, not a curated record. NCBI's taxonomy places the organism in Eukaryota, Fungi, Ascomycota, Eurotiomycetes, Eurotiales, Trichocomaceae.
AUGCGCUUUUCCGAAAUCUCUCUCCUUGCCCUUUCGGCCGCGACGGUGGUCGCUGGACACAAGCAAUACCACAAAUCCACACUCAAGACCUCUCCCGCUCUCCUGGUCCGCGAAGAGCCCAAAACACUGCACAAGGGUCUUGCCAUCAGCCACCAGCUGAUGGCUCGUCAGGGCUCUGCCGGCGACUCAGACUACUGCUCGGGCUAUGGGGCGACAUGCCAAAGCUGCUUUGGCCCUGAUUACGUUGAAUGCUCUGAUGGUGUGACCUGCUACGACCCGAAUGACUCGACAACCAGCUGUGACGACUCAUCCAGUGGCUCCAGUUCUGGUUCUUCUGGUUCCGGCUCUGGUUCCGGUUCUGGUUCUGGUUCUGGUUCUUCGGGUUCUGAUGGUUCUGGCUCUGGCGGCUCUAGUUCUGGCUCUGCUGGCGGCGAUACUGACUAUUGCUACGGAGAGAGCUGCUCAAGCUGCUUCGGCUCGGGAUACAUCGAAUGCUCCGAUGGCACAAACUGCUACGACCCCAGUGACUCCAACACCUACUGCCCAUCAGAUGAUUCUGGCUCCGGUUCUGGUUCUUCUGGCUCUUCUGGUUCUUCUGGUUCUGACGGCUCUGAUUCUACCACUGCUUCCCCAUCUACCCCAACAUCGACGUCAGGUCUCGGCAGCAUUGGUGAUCUUCCUUCAGAUUCAUCUACAUCUGCCGACAGCUCUGUUGAAACAUCCUCUUCAGACUCCUCAUCAGGCUCCUCGUCAGGUUCUUCGUCGGGCUCUUCUUCCGGCGACUCUGGCUCAUCUGGCGAUUCCAGCAGCUCGGGAUCGUCAUCUGGUAGCUCUGGCAAUUUACCCGACUCGAUUGCACCAGCAAUGUCUAUCCCGAUGGGUCUCUCCAUGGGACUUGGUGGCGCCGUUCUUGCAGCUAUUGCUGUGAUGUAA